AUGGCAGCCUUUUCCGCCUCGUUUCGUCGCCGGCAAGCGCCAGCAUCCACCACCGCGGCGACGGCCACAGCCAAUGGAGACAUCCGACCCCGGCUCGGCGAGUCCAUCUUGCACUCUCAUUCGCCGUCUCAGCGCCACCCUCGCCGCGACCGCCUGCCAUCUCUUCAGACAUCCACACUGCCUAAACCAAUACCACAGCCGUCCUCGCAGCACUCUUCUUCGUCUACCUCGUCCACCUCCUUCUUCGGCUCCCAGCUCGGUGGCCAGUCCGUCAUCAAUUACUCCUACACCGACUUGCCAUGGAAACUGCUGGCCUACGACGUCUAUCACUUCUUCCGCCUCGCCUGGGCCCUGCCCUACAUUGUCUGGCCCCUCUGGCCGGCCGACUCCGGCCCUCUCGCGGAACUCAGUCCUACCCUCGCCAACAUCUGGUGCAUCUCUGUGCAUGCAGUGCUGGCUGUGCUGCAGCUCGUGUUCUUGGUCGGCCUGGUCCCUGCCGCGUGUCUGCUGCCCGUAUGGGUCGCCACCGGGCUUGUGCUCGCCUGUCUGGGCGUGAACCACGUGCUGUGCACCGUGCUGCUCAACGGCAUCGGCGGUGCCAUCGAAUACCGUUCACGGCCCGAGUGUGCGCCCGCCUUGCCUCAACACGCCCACGAGCAGUGGGUCUUUCUCAAUGGUGUGGCCGUAGGCCAGCACCGGAUGCAGAGCAACCUGGACCGGCUGGCGCUGACGUUCAAGCGGCCGAUCCUCGGCAUUCACAACAAGACAUCCGGCAUCCUGUUUGAUGUCAUUGAGUGCCUUGUCCAGCGCAACUACACAUACGCGACGCGCGACGUCCGCGUCUGCUACGGCAUCUUGAAGGAAACGCUGUACCGCCCCGACAUUACCAAGGCCGUCUUUAUUCUGCACUCCCAAGGCGGCAUCGAGGGCGGCCUCGUGCUGGACUGGCUGCUCCAAGAGCUGCCCCAAGACAUGCUGGCCAAGCUCGAGGUCUACACCUUUGGCAACGCCGCCAACCACUUCAACAACCCGCACCGCACCGUGGAUGCCCAGAACCGGGAGUUGGCCGCCUUUGGGUCGAUGUAUGCCGAACCGGAGACGGCCGAGGCGACCCCGACAUCCGCCACCCCCGCUACCCCCAUCGCCAAGACCACGCACCGCACACCUCUCCUCGUCGCCGAGUCCUCUGCCGUCCGUCCCGCCGCCCUCACCGGCCAGGCCAUCGGCCACAUCGAGCACUACGCCCACACGACCGACUUUGUCGCCCUCUGGGGCGUCCUCCACUUUGUCAGCUCCGUCCCCAAGACGCGGUCCAUGCCCCGCUUCCUCGGCCGCGUCUUCGCCCGCGCCUCCCCCCGCGGCGGCCACCAGUUCUGCCAGCACUACCUGGACGGCAUGUUCCCACUCGCCCGCGACCCCGCCACCAACGCCAUUGUCGGGUGCGCCGAGACGGGCAACGCGUUUAUGGAGAGCGAGGUCGAGGUGGCCCGCGCCGGCGACGAGAGCGCCGUCGUGCACGAGGCCUUUGAGCGGAACUGGCAGGCGGCCACCAACGGCGCGAGCACUGCAGCGGCACCGUCUCUCGUGGCGAUCCACGCCAGCAGUCCCAUCCUGGCACGCCAGGCUUCGCAGCCGCGCCCCAUCAAGGUCAAGGACGUCAGCCGGCUGUGGCAGUACCGCAACGGACGCAGCCCGGACGACGGAAUCACGCGUGGACUAAGUCGAUUUUCGACCCUGUAG
This is a messenger RNA of Sporothrix schenckii 1099-18, 1740 nucleotides long. RefSeq lists its product as uncharacterized. Bases 1 to 1740 code for a protein of 579 amino acids. The transcript is spliced from 2 exons. Lineage: Eukaryota; Fungi; Ascomycota; Sordariomycetes; Ophiostomatales; Ophiostomataceae. The record is from RefSeq and is a predicted model, not a curated record.